AUGGUUGCUGAAUUGCCACUGAGUCCAACUUUGUCUGAGGAUACUAAUGAUGUUCCUUCGAUGGACCUCUUGGACCCCAAGACUCCAAACUCUACUAAUCUUUUGGAUGCAAGAUACGACAAGUACUUGCAAUUGAUAACAAUCAUUCAAAGGUUUGCGGACGGCUAUUUGAAAAUGGCUUCUGCAAACGUUAAAAUGAACGACCAGUUAAGUAAGUCAACUCUUGGCAAGGAUUUGCCGAAUUUCGAGGCAAGCCCGGAGGGAAUGUCGGCAGUUAGUGGCUCUGCUGUCGCCAACAAAACGGCCAGUGCAGUGGAAUCAGAUGCCGCAUCUCCUACAUUUUCUUCAGAGGUUUCGGUGCCCGAGGAGGAUAUUGAUAUCAACGUGUUUGUUUAUUCUCUUAGAAGAAAUAUCACUGCUCUUUAUAAUUCCUCGAUCGCAUUGGAGCGCCAGAUUGAGGAUGAGAUUCUACCACCAGUGAAGAAACUUUACUCGGAAGUUGAUUCAAGAAAGAAAGACUUUAUAUCUGAAUCUGGCAAAUUUGAAAAAGAGGUUAGCCAUUCCAGAGCCAACUCUUCCAAGGACAUUAAAAAGUUAGGCGAGUCUAUCCUAGGUUUCAAUUCAGAACGGUCCAAAAUCGACUAUAAGCGUGAUCCAUACAUUAUCAAACGGGGUUUAAUGAAAGAUGCUAUUAGUCAGGUGCAAAUCGAGAACGAAUACAUUGACUUUUUGGAGAACAACGAGAGGGCUAUGAAGGUACUUGAGGCCCAAAUAAUGGCUAUUUUGAAGGAUAGCUUUUCCAAGAUAACUAGCGCUGCAUGUGCUUACUACGGGAAAAAAACUAAUGCAUUCCAGAAUAUCAGUAAUGUGUUGAACGCUGUUCCGAUUGACAAGGAAUGGUACAACUUUGCCGCUAAGAACAGCAAAUACCUCACAAUUAGCAGAUCUACUGACAGUGCUGAUGCGGAACUUACCCAAUCAUUGGGAGUUGCUAGCUUGGACUCGUUGGUCAAAGCCGGCUCAUCACAACACAGUAACACCUUGAAAAGGAACUACCAAGAUGUUGAGUUCACAGGCAAGAAUGACCCAUCUACUUCUCCUACUUUGGAAGGUAACCUCUCUAAGAGGGAAGGUACGUUGAAGAAGAAAUACUCGUCCUAUUACUUUGUGAUUACCAGGUCCAAGUUCUUGCUUGAGCUCCCUACAGAAUCUCUUGAUACCGCCUCACCUUCCCUAGUUCUUUAUCUACCGGAAUGUUUACUAUUGAACAUUAAGCAGGACGGAAAAUUCCGGUUCUCUCUUAAGGGAAAAGAUGUUUCCAACAUUUUGAAAGUAAGAAAGAAAACUUAUACCUUUAAAGCAUCAUCCAAUGAUGAAUUCCUAACCUGGUACAACGUUAUCAGUGAGAUGACCGGAUUGAUGAGUUUGCAGGAAGAAUCUAGGCGUAGCCCAGAUUCUGGAUCUCCUGAUGAAACAGAUAAUGAUACUACCUUGUAA
This is a messenger RNA of Brettanomyces nanus, 1497 nucleotides long. RefSeq lists its product as uncharacterized. The transcript has a single exon. Bases 1 to 1497 code for a protein of 498 amino acids. NCBI's taxonomy places the organism in Eukaryota, Fungi, Ascomycota, Pichiomycetes, Pichiales, Pichiaceae. The record is from RefSeq and is a predicted model, not a curated record.